UUCCUUACCUGUUCAACUACUAGUAGUUCAACUAGUUCAAAAGCAUAUUACAAAGAAAAGAUAAACUGGAUGGUCCAUUGGCUAACUGUGACAAUCUGGACAUCGUAAGCUGAAGCAGGCACUGGUGUGGAAUUAUGAUGACAAGCACAAGUCAUGAUGAAGAGGAUUCAGCAAAUCAGGAAAACUCCCUGUACAAAAUUCCUCUCUCCGAAAUCACAGUGCCAUCGCCAUCACAUCAUGCCCUGAUGGAAGAGAAAGCCCUGGCUUCACCGCCAGAGGAACAAGAGGAAGAAAAAAUUCGGCCUGUAGGAAACUUGGAAAUAUUCAGAUUUGCUGACAAAUGGGACAAGCUGUUUAUGUUUGUGGGGACUGCUGCAGCACUCUUUCAUGGGGCAGCACUACCGCUUAUGAUUAUCGUGUUCGGUGAUAUGACCGACUCGUUUGUCAAGAAUGCCAUCUUCACGCAAAUUACCGAGAAAAUGGAGGAGUUGAACAUCACUGGAGAAUUGGGCAACUGCACCGGUCUGACGUCACCAGAGUGCAUAGAGGGAGUGCAGCAUUUCUUAGACAUGCUUGGCAUCAACCUGGGCUAUGACCUAGCAGAACUAGCGGAAGCUGCCAGCAUCACAGACCUGAUGAGACGGUUUGCCGUGUUGUACAUCGGAAUCGGAUGCGGAGUGUUCGUUUUCGCUUACAUGCAGAUUUCAUUUUGGGCCAUGGCUGGAGAGCGACAAUCCCACCUCUUGAGACAGACAUUUUUCCGAGCUGUCAUGCGACAGGAGAUUGGCUGGUUCGAUGUACAUCACAGCGGCGGUGUCAGCACACAGCUCGUCGAUAACAUAGCCAAGUUCAGUGCGGGUAUCGGUGACAAGCUGGGCAUCAUGGUGCAGUGGGUGACCGCCUGCAUCACUGGUUUCAUCAUCGGCUUCACCUACGGCUGGAAGCUGACGCUCGUCAUCCUCUCUGUCAGUCCGCUGCUGGUCUUCUCUGCUGUGAUCGUGUCCAAGUUGGCCGCAGCUAUGAGCACUAUGGAGUUGAAAGCCUACGCGACGGCCGGUGCCGUGGCUGAAGAAGUGUUCAUGGCGAUUAGGACAGUGGUAGCCUUUGGAGGGCAGGAAAAAGAAGCAGACCGCUACAGCCAGAAUCUCGUGGCGGCGAAGAAGAUGGGCAUUAGGAAGGGCAUGAUGACAGGUCUGGGCAUGGGAUUCGCCUGGGUCGUUAUCUUCAGCACUUACGGGCUGGCGUUCUGGUACGGAUCACGCCUCGUGCGCGAAUCCUUCCUCAACGGUGAUGAGGAGUACACGCCGGGAAUACUGAUAACGGUGUUCUUUGCCGUGAUGAUUGGCGCGUUUGCGCUUGGUCACGCAGCACCGCAUGUGGCAGACUUCGCCACGGCUCGAGGAGCAGCGGCAGCCAUCUUCAAAACAAUUGACAGUGUGCCCUCAAUAGAUGUUAUGUCAGAAACGGGAGAGAAGCCCAACAAUCUUGUUGGUGACAUUGAGUUUAAGAAUGUCUUCUUCAAAUAUCCAUCAAGACCCGAUGUUAAGGUGCUGGAGGGGCUAUCCUUCUCAGUCAAGAAUGGACAGACUGUGGCACUCGUGGGGCCAAGUGGAUGUGGGAAGAGUACGACUGUGCAGCUAAUUCAGAGGUUCUAUGAUGUUGAAAGUGGCUCCGUGAGUCUGGACGGCAACGACGUGCGCAGCCUCAACGUGCGAUGGCUUCGCGAGCGCAUCGGUGUCGUCGGCCAGGAGCCCGUGCUGUUCGCAACGACCAUCGCAGAGAACAUCCGCUACGGAUGCGGUGGCGUCACGAACCACGACAUCGAGCAGGCGGCCAUGAUGGCCAACGCUCACGAUUUCAUCCUCAAGCUACCCGAGAAAUACCAGACACUGGUCGGAGAACGAGGAGCACAGCUGAGCGGCGGGCAGAAGCAGAGAGUCGCCAUCGCGCGUGCGCUGGUCAGAAACCCGCGCAUCCUGCUGCUGGAUGAAGCCACCUCAGCUCUCGACACGGAGAGUGAAGCCACUGUGCAAGCUGCGCUCGACAAAGCAAGGCAGGGUCGUACGACGAUCAUCAUUGCUCACCGAUUGUCGACUAUAAAGACGGCCGACAUGAUCGUUGUCGUGCAAGAAGGGCAAGUCGGUGAAAGUGGGAGACACUUGGAGCUAAUGGAACGUGAAGGUCUCUACUAUGAACUAGUCAUGGCGCAGGAGGAUCUGAAGAGCCUGCCGCCCGUCGACAUGAUGCGUCUAAUGAAGCUGAACGCUCCCGAGUGGCCCUACAUCUCCGUCGGCUGCGUGGCGGCGGCGGCGAACGGAGCUGUCAUGCCGAUGUUCGCAAUCAUCUUCGCGGAAGUUCUCGGGGUGUUUUCUAUACCGGACAUUAACGAGCAGGAGAGAAAAUCCAACCUAUACUCGCUCAUGUUUCUCCUUAUCGGCGUCGCCGCUGGAAUCACAAUGUUUCUCCAGGGCUACCUGUUCGGUUACUCGGGUGAGAACCUGACGAUGCGAGUGCGCUACAUGGGCUUCACGUCGAUGCUGAAGCAGGAGAUCGGCUGGUUCGACGACAAGAAGAACACGGUCGGAGCUCUGCUCACACGCCUCGCGACAGACAGCGCCAACGUGCAGGGGGCGACAGGCGUGCGACUCGGCUCGCUCGCGAACAGUGUGUCUAACCUCGUCGCCGGCCUGACGAUUGCCUUCGUGAACAGCUGGAAGAUGACGCUCGUCAUUCUCUCGUUCGUUCCGUUCAUCAUCGUCGGCGCCGCGAUGCAGAUGAAGAUGCUCGCGGGCAACCAGCACGCCGACAAGAAGGCGUUCGAGGAGAGCGGGCGGGUGGCAGCAGAAGCUAUAGACAACGUCAGAACUGUUGCCUCAUUGUCAAAGGAACAACAUUUUUGUAACCAGUACUCAAGAAAUCUAGUGAAACCACACAGUAACUCGCUGAAAAUGGCACACUUGUAUGGAGUUGCGUUCAGCUUCUCCCAGGCGAUCAUAUUCUUUGCCUAUUCGGCUUGCUUCUACUACGGAUCCGUGCUCAUUCAAAACGAGGGUUUGGACUACACCAAGGUUUUCAAAGUAUUUGCUGCGAUCAUCUUCGGUGCCAUGGCGAUGGGUCAGGCUAGCAGCUUCGCUCCCGACUAUGCGAAGGCAAAGACAUCGUCCCAGAGACUGGCCGUGCUGUUCGAUCGUGUUCCCCUCAUAGAUGGAUCAUCUACUGCAGGGGAAACACCAGAUACUUGCGAAGGAUCGGUAGAGUUCAGCAGCGUUGAGUUCAAGUACCCGAUGCGCCCUGACGUCAAGGUUCUGCAGGACUUCAGCCUGAGUGUGACUCCCGGUAAGGUGAUGGCACUGGUGGGAAGCAGCGGAUGCGGCAAGAGCACAACCGUGCAGCUGCUCGAACGAUUCUACGAUACGACAGAGGGCGUGAUUCGGAUCGACGGCCGCGACGUGAAACAGCUGAACGUGCGCUGGCUGCGGCGACAGAUCGGUCUCGUCUCGCAGGAGCCGAUCCUCUUCGACCGCACGAUCGCCACGAACAUCGCGUACGGCGACAACUCUCGCGACGUGCCCAUGCACGAGGUCGUCGCCGCCGCGCGCGACGCCAACAUCCACGCCUUCAUCUCGUCGCUGCCGCAGGGAUAUGAUACGAAUGUUGGUGAGAAGGGAACGCAGCUGAGCGGCGGGCAGAAGCAGAGAGUCGCCAUCGCGCGUGCGCUGGUCAGAAACCCGCGCAUCUUGCUACUGGAUGAAGCCACCUCAGCUCUCGACACGGCGAGCGAAAAGGUCGUACAGGAGGCGCUGGACAAGGCGCAGCAGGGCCGCACGUCCAUCACCAUUGCUCACCGGCUGUCGACCGUGCGCGACGCCGACAACAUCGCCGUGAUCCAGCGCGGACGCGUGAGCGAGCACGGCAAGCACGACGCGUUGCUGGCCGCCGGGGGGCUCUACUGCACGCUCGUCAGCUCCCAGCUCCACCAGCAGUGACCGGGACGCGCGUUUAUAGUCGCGUGCUCGUGUCACGGUUAGUGAGUUGGGUGCCAGGGAAACCGAGUGCUGUGCAUGAAGGAAGAUUCCUCAGAGUUUCCUAGUCCUCUCUCUCCAGUCAUCACCGGAAUUUAAAGGUGCUGAUGUUACUGGGACAAAUCUACGGAAUUGUCUAUGCAUUAUUCUUAUCGUUGCAGAAAUUGCUGUCGUCAUUGUAGUGGCGCCAUCUAUUUAAAUGAUGCUGAUAUUACUAAGGAAAUACUGGAGAGAUCCUAGUCGUCUUUCUGGUAAUUGCAAAAUUGCUGUCGUCGUAGUCUAAUGUAAAGAUGCUCAGGUCAUUACAAAAAUUCCAGAGAACUUCUUAGACCUCCUUCCUGACAUUGGAGAAAUUGCUGUCGUCCUAUUGGCCCCAUCCGCUUAGUUGCUGAGGUCAUUAGGAAAAUUUCAGGGAAUUUUUUGGUCCUCAUUCUUGUAUUGCAGAAAUUUUCGUUGCCAUGGUGGCGCCAUCUAUUGUCAAGUUACUGAGAUUCCCGGUUCUCUCCGGAAAAUCCUGGAGAAGAUACUAGUCCACUCUCUGGUCAGGCCCGUAGCCAUUUUUUUACUGGGGGGAGGGUUUACUUAUUUCACUGGUCCACCGCUUGAGGGCGCGAAGUGCCCGAGCGAGGGAGCGAAGCGACCGAGCGGUAGGAAAGGUGUCCCACAUGAGGGAGCUUUUGCCAUUUUUACCCUAAAAUGGAGCGAUCUGGUGCAUACCCGAGGUGAAAUUCUUGCAAAUUUUCAAAAGAAAAAAAAGCGAGUAUUUUCAAAUGAGAAACUCUCGGGGGGGGGGGGGGAGUAUUUUCGGAAGUCUUCCCCCUUUGCUCAUUCCUGCACACCUAAAAACAUUGAGUGAUAGUUUAGCUUAUCACUCAUCAC
Messenger RNA from Priapulus caudatus, 4901 nucleotides. Its product is annotated as multidrug resistance protein 1-like. Gene Ontology annotation, molecular function: ATP hydrolysis activity; ATP binding; ABC-type transporter activity. The transcript has 26 exons. The record is from RefSeq and is a predicted model, not a curated record. Gene Ontology annotation, cellular component: membrane. NCBI's taxonomy places the organism in Eukaryota, Metazoa, Priapulida, Priapulimorpha, Priapulimorphida, Priapulidae. The coding region runs from base 135 to 3986 and encodes 1283 amino acids. Gene Ontology annotation, biological process: transmembrane transport.